GGUGAAAUUGAUUAGUCACCAGUAGGUGAGGAGAACCUGUCCAUGCGAGGUUAAAACUUUUGACUUCAAACUUUUGUUAUUGCAUUUUAAGAUGAGCAGAACGGCACAGAUCUUUAAAGACAUGACGCUCAGCGCGGUGGUCCUGCUGCUGCUCUUCACCAAGCACUGCGUCGACGGAGCCUGCAGGGUGGAGGCGUGCACCGACCCCUCCAGGUGUCUUCUGUCCAAAGAUGAACGAAGCUGCAAAUGUGCGGUUGGAUUCUACGGCGAUCUCUGCGAUAAAGACGCGCACAUGACUAUUGCGUGCACGAAGGACUACAUCUCCGUGAGGGCAGUGGAGGAUUUCUUCAAGUAUCACAAAGUUCCAGCUGACUCUUUACACCUGCCCAACAUAUCGUGUCGCGCCCACAAGGAAGUCAUCGAUGACUUGACCUUCUACGUUGCCAAGAUCACCAAAGAUCAGUAUCUGCCCUGUGGAGGGAAGCCGCUGGAAAAAAACUUCACCCACAUCUCUUACUCCCUGAGCCUCCUGUCAGACCCUCAGGUGUUUGGGAAUAUCAUCAGAGAUCCCAUCAUCAAGCUGGAGUUUACCUGCGUCUACCCCUACAUCCGGAGGGUCAGUCUGCCUUUCCCGGUCGUCCCAUUUUCCAGUGAGACGGUGAUGCGGGUAGAUGACCUUGACGCCACCAUUCAGAUGAUGCUCUUCACUGAUGAGACCUACUCCUUAGCCUUCACCAGUGCCCCCACGAUUGAGCUCCGAGACAAGGUGUAUGUGGAGCUGACGGUGACGGAGCCUGCUGACUUCUUCCUGCUGCGUGUCAAUGAGUGCUGGGCCACACAGACCCCUGAGCCCAACGCCACAGAGGGAUCCUAUCACAGUCUGCUUCUCAACGGAUGUGUGAAUGAUCCUACAGUGUCCUUCCUCAAUGUGACCGUGGAUCAGUCUGGCUUGAACGGACAAAGUUCCUCCGUCCGCUACAGUUUUGAGAUGUUCCGUUUCACGACCGAACCUCAUGAGCUGUAUUUGCAUUGCACCGUGCAGCUCUGUGAGCCAGACGACCUCCUGGCCUGCACACCGGUCUGUCACACCAUCAGCAAGAGAGAAGCGGUGAGACCAAAUCCAGCUCAGGGUCUCCUGUCAUAUGGACCCAUCAAAAUUGAGAUGAAGGAGCAACUCAAGUCCGGCGUCCUGACCACGGUAGUGGUGUCUGUCACCACUGUCUGGACUGUGGGCUUCUUCCUCGUUCUCUUCAUCGUUGUAAUCAAGGCCGGCACCAGGAGGCUCAAUCUGCCCACUCACUACUGACCACCACGCUUACGCUGUUAAUUGCAC
Molecule: messenger RNA, 1333 nt
Organism: Synchiropus splendidus (mandarinfish)
Lineage: Eukaryota; Metazoa; Chordata; Actinopteri; Syngnathiformes; Callionymidae
Gene: zpd
Product: zona pellucida glycoprotein d
Exons: 10
Coding region: 92-1306 (404 amino acids)
Biological process (GO): neutrophil migration
Cellular component (GO): apical plasma membrane; cell surface
Source: RefSeq, a predicted model, not a curated record